Pieris rapae (cabbage white) is the source of this 1822-nucleotide messenger RNA. RefSeq names its product BCL2/adenovirus E1B 19 kDa protein-interacting protein 3 (gene BNIP3). The record is from RefSeq and is a predicted model, not a curated record. Gene Ontology annotation, biological process: mitochondrial outer membrane permeabilization; positive regulation of apoptotic process. Gene Ontology annotation, cellular component: mitochondrial envelope; nucleus; mitochondrial outer membrane. The transcript has 8 exons. Lineage: Eukaryota; Metazoa; Arthropoda; Insecta; Lepidoptera; Pieridae. The coding region runs from base 182 to 748 and encodes 188 amino acids.
CACAAGUUUACGCUAUAAACUAUAAACAUCAGAAACAUAACAAAGAGACUAGUGAGAAGACGAAAAGGAUUAGCGUUUAUCCUUACACCAAUUUUACAACGCAGCAGUUCUCGAAUUUUUAUUUCAAGUGAAAAUUUGAUAGAAAUAGUUAUCUUAUAAAACAAGUGUGAAAAAAUCAAGAAUGGCGACACGAAAGUUAAAUACGCUGGAGGAUUUGAGUGAAUCGUGGGUGGAGUUGAAUUCCGAUGGGCUUAAUGGAGCUGAGAAUGAAUACAUUCGCUUGCUACGUGAAGCACAGAGGGAGAGUCGGGACUCUUCUGUUCGACAUUCGCGAGCCUCCAGCAUGAAGGGCAGUCCUAAAUCGCCGCCCAACAGUCCAAAUCUCGAGCCAUCCACUGAAGAUGAGCUGAAGGGAGUCUACAUCAAUUGUUGGAGGGAUGAAUCCAACGAUUGGGUUUGGGAGUGGAGUAGCCGGCCUGAUCAGCUACCCCCUAAGGACUGGCGGUUCAAGCACCCGGUAAAUGCUCGUGGUCCUCCCUCAGCCACCUCCUCCAUUGAGGUGUUGGAGCAGCAGGCUAAUAUGCAGCAGAGCCAUUGCUUAUCCGUCCGUCGCACCUGCCUGUUUAGUCGCGGUGCUGUAGCGGCCGUUCUUGUCACCAACAUUGUGUCUCUUCUCAUUGGUGCCGGAAUUGGCGUUUGGUUGAGCAAAAAGGGAAUGCUCCCUCCCAGACUGAUUGUGCUGAACUGAAUAUAUGAAAGACUGAUAUGAUGGGUACAGAUUGUAAGGUUUAGUAGCUAAAAUGGUCACGCCUAGUGGGAAGAUUUGAAAAUAAAUAAUAAAAAAAUAAAAAAAAAUAAUCUUUGUAUCUAGACGUAGAUCUUUUGUAUUAUAUAAAAAUUGAUGUGAUUGACUUUUUAACUAUGUUUUAGUUGUCUUUUGAUUUGGGGAUUUCUCUUCUCUGUUCUUUUUUUUCUAGCAUGACUUUUUUUAUUUUCUGUAAACAAAGGGGAAUUUGUUUUUAUUUCAGUCACAUCGAUUUUUGUAAUGUCACUUUUUAUAAUAUUCUAGCGUAUAAGUCUGUUAAAGUAAGACAAGAUUUUUUUUAUUUUAAACAGAUGUUUAUUUUUGCAUUUUUUAUAUUUUUCUAUGUCAGUGUAGCACAGAUUUGUUUCAUAAAAAUGUAGAUUUCUUAAACAUCUGUUUCUUUCAUAAUAAUGCUUCUAUUCCAAAAUGUUGCCAUGUAUAAUAAAUUGCUUUGAGGAAAUGUUAUGUCUAAAUAAAAUUAUUUUAUUAAUAAGUUCAUAAUAGACGUUAACGUAGUGAAAAGUAGCUAAUAUUGUUUAUUUUAACUGUGAUUUCACAAUUACAUUUUUAUAUGGGACCUAAAUUGUAUUCAUCGUCACACAUCCCUCUGUUGCUCAAUAACUGCUCAUUCUGCUCAUUCAAAAUCUGUGACCCUUUGACAUCUAUUGAAGAAUAGAUUGAACACUCCGAAGUCCAUAUAUUUUCAUUACCAAGUUUUUAUGACAAAAUUUAUUAAAAUAAUUUUUUAACUGAUUGGAAUGUUGAGUUUUUGGAUUUAUUAUAAAUAAAAUAUUAAAUGAUAAAGAAUAUUACUAAAUUCUGUGUUAUCAUAUGUGAAAAUCAAUGACGAUUUUUUUUGAAGUAGAACACUUAAAUUAUUAUUGUAGUUUUAGCAUCGUAAAAGAAUUGUUUCGUUUAUAUCAUUGAUUUUCAUUUACAGAUAUGUAUAUAUUUGUGAUAAUCAUAAUCAUUAGUUUUAAGCGCUUGAAGUAAUUCAAUAAAUACGCAUUUUAAUAA